UACAGCAUGUGCUUACAAAAACAAGAGCUUGACGGUUCACCGACAGUUAUCUCGACAUUCGACAUCUGCGACGCCAUCUUCCUCGUCCUCCGCUUCUUCUUCCAGCGUUUUGUUAGAGGAAGGGAGUGAAGAGCAGGCGCUCGUCGGGUUGAAGACGCAGGUGAAGCCGAGACAGACUCAGUCAGCAGCGAUGAGCGGAGCCAAAGCCCGCAGCGACGCGCCUGUUGCUGAAAAUGUCUCCAGCGGCGGGCACGGUUCUGCUGCCCCUACGCGGGACCGCAAGCCCGGCGGAGGCGUCUUGAAGAGGCUCAAGUCCCGGCGAAGCCAGGUGGAGAGCAGGCCCGUGACGGAGGAAGAGCUGCGGACGAAGAGUGGGCACAUCUCUCCGGAGGAUGUUCUGGGACUGCGAGUUGCUACGAGAGGAUACCUCUGCAAACCUGAAGACAACAUUUACAACAUUGACUUUGUGCGUUUUAAAAUCAGAGACCUGGAAACCAACACCGUUCUGUUUGAGAUUGCCAAACCUCCGCAUUCAGACGACGAUGAGGAGCACAGCGAAGGAGACGGCACGGCGGGUCGAUUUGUUCGCUACCAGUUUACACCGGCUUUCCUGCGACUGAGGACUGUGGGAGCUACGGUGGAAUUCACAGUCGGCAACCGGCCCCUCAGCAACUUCCGCAUGAUCGAGAGGCACUACUUUCGCGAUCACCUGCUCAAGAGCUUCGACUUUGACUUCGGCUUCUGCAUCCCAAGCAGCCGUAACACCUGUGAACACAUCUACGAGUUCCCCCAGCUUUCCGAGACCCUGGUUCGUCAGAUGGUGGAGUGUCCGUAUGAAACGCGGUCGGACAGUUUCUAUUUUGUCGACAACAGACUGGUCAUGCACAACAAGGCGGACUACGCCUACAACGGAGGACAAUGAUAGCUGGCGCCCCGGCAUGCGGCAUCCGCUGCUCACAUCUGUUGACAGACAUGUACACACGCGCAUGCAUAAUGCAGAACAUUCAGCUCAAAGCGUUCACCCGUGCACACACUCCUGCAGCCGCGUUCGAGCGGCCUCUCGUGUUUGUAAAGCCUCGACGCCAGUCGUUUGUUUCACUUUCAGCGCGCUUUGUUUUGCUGGAAGUCGACGGUAGUCCUGACUCUGACGUACAAAUAGGAAGAAACUCCGUAUUGCUUCAUUUGUCUAGUUUUAAAUAUCGACAGAUUUCUUUGAUACUUAAAAAAAAAAAGAGGGCUAAUCACUAGUGGCUGUGUAACAUGUGUUUAAAACAGGUCAAACAGCUAUUGGAUGGAUAAUAAGACUCCUUUUAAGUGUCCCAGCUACUAUAGAAAUCACACACACACACACGCAUGUGAACACGCACACACACACACUCAAUCCCCAAGUGGCACCCAUAGUGUUUGUCAGAAGCAGCUGUUAUCAGAGCUGCCGCCUCCACAAUCCACUCCAGACAACAUCAGGGGAGAGAGGAGGGGGUGAAAAAGAGAAACCAUCCACAAAAAAAAAAAAAAAAACACUCAUGUCAAACACACGCGGUUACUCCUGCAUUCUCCUCUCUGCAUCCCUUUCAUUUCUACACAAAGAGACACGUCCACACUAGUGCCGAGUCUCAUCAAAGGGGUUGCUUUUUUUUCCCCUUCUUUUAAAUUUAAGCCUGUUUGAUUGUAACAUGAAACAAGAUCAGGUAACAGCUAACUCUGCUUUAAUUCUUAUGAUGACCUGUAAAAAAAAAAGCAAAAAAACUGUUUUAGAUAAAAAAAAAAAGAAAAAGUAAAAAUCCUUCCUGUUUUACAAAGUGUUGAUAUCAUGAUGCAUGUGAUGGUAUGAUUUAAAUAUAUGUAAUAAAAAAAAAAAAUGUACCAAGAUUCAUUUGAGCGAUUAAGUAAAUGUUGGAGAUUUUGUUUGUUUGUUUGUUUCAAAGUGAUGGAGUGUUAAAAAAAUGUUCCUCAUUCGAGAAUGUUUUAAAUAUCAAGAAUUAACUUGAACAGUGAUGAAGACAAAUAUUAAUUUCAUGAUGAGUCGAAGUGUUGAAAGUGUGUAUGAAGAAGAAAAGAGAAAAUCGUGAAACUACUGUUUUAUCAAAGCAGCUUGUUUACGCAUUUUUUAACAUUUUAUUGCGUCCCUUUUUCUGUUUAUUUUAUUCUGCUUCACAUUUUUUCCCCUUUUCCUGUUUUUACAGAUUUUCUUGGUAAACCAAUUAAAGUUUUUUUUCUUAAAAAAUUAUUUUGAGUUGUUUUCACCUUCACUAUCAACAUUCUGUCUUUUCUUCUUGUGGUUUUGUAACAGGUAAGCAAACAGAACUAUGUCCAUUUUCAAUCUUGUUCUAGUAAUAGUAGCUCAGAUAUUAUUUUAUAUCUGAUGGUAACUUAAAAUUUUAAAGUUACCACAAAAGACAAAUUGUCAAAUGUUGGAAAAUUGAUUUGUUUCCUGUUUUCUUUAACGUGUACUGUUGUAUUUUCUCUUUAUGCUUUGUUAAAAUGUUGGUGUUUGGGGCUUAAGUUGUUUGUAAAAUAUAUAUAUAUAUAUAUAUAUAUAUAUAUAUAAAAAUAAAUACAUAUAGUUUGUAAAAAGAGAAAAAGAACUGAGUCAAUAAAUAGACAUUUUCAGAUA
This is a messenger RNA of Gambusia affinis (western mosquitofish), 2614 nucleotides long. RefSeq names its product protein unc-119 homolog B-like. Gene Ontology annotation, cellular component: cilium. Gene Ontology annotation, molecular function: lipid binding. Gene Ontology annotation, biological process: nervous system development; lipoprotein transport; cilium assembly. The transcript has 5 exons. Lineage: Eukaryota; Metazoa; Chordata; Actinopteri; Cyprinodontiformes; Poeciliidae. The record is from RefSeq and is a predicted model, not a curated record. The coding region runs from base 191 to 922 and encodes 243 amino acids.